GUGCCGGGCGGGACGUAUCACAGAGAGACCACUUUAUUUGUUUAUCUUUUUGAUAAGACUGCAUUCUGUUUUCCAUUGAUACCACAGUAUUGUUUCGGGCAUAGUUCAGUACUACUUGACUUGAUCAAGGAAACGCAUCAUGGUUCGCGAAGGAGUACUACAGCCAGCGGCUGCCGGCGAAUUUAUUGCUCGAAACGCGCACCACGUAAAGAUUCACGAAACAGGUCUUGAUAAAUUAUGCGAAGAGAUGCUUAAGUCUAUUACCGACAAGCUUGAGAUCCCAGAUACUGGUGCGGACAUCAUACACCCUAACAAAGACCAUGAGAAGGCUGCGGACUGGGUGUUUGUGGCUGAUGCUCUUAAUUUCUGCUUCUGGUCAUAUUCCGGGGCUCAGAAGUGGACUGUGGAUGGUCAUUCUGGGUACUAUGCUUUAGAAGCGGCACUGGCUAGAGCUAUCAAGAAUGGAGUUGAUAUUACAAAUCCAGAAUUCUACUCAAAAAUAACAGAAGACCAGCUUCGUAACAUAAUGAAGGGCGACAAUGAAGCAACAAUACCACUAUUCGAUGAACGAAUUUCAGUACUGCAUGAAGUAGGUGCAAUCUUACUGGAAAAGUACAAUGGAACCUUCGUAACAUGUUUGAAAGAGGCGAAUAAGUCUGCCGUCAAGUUGUUGGAGAUAAUUGUAGACAACUUUCCAUGUUUCCGAGAUGAAGCAGUAUUUGAAGGUCAGAAGGUAGCGUUGUAUAAGAGAGCGCAGAUCCUGGUAGCGGACUUGUGGAACUUCUUCGGUGGCACUGGGUGGGGGGAGUUUACCGACAUUGAUAAGAUCACCAUGUUUGCUGAUUAUAGAGUACCGCAAGUGCUCGUUUAUUUUGGUGCUUUGAGCUACAGUGAUGAACUCAUGGAUAAAUUGAGGAAAGAUGUACUCCUCCCAAGUGGAUCACCUGAAGAAGUAGAGAUCCGAGGCUGCUCCAUCCACGCCGUUGAACUCCUCAAGAAGAAGCUAGAGGAUAAACUGAAAGGUCAGGAUGCUGAGGUACCAAACUCCAGUCUAAUAGAUUAUUAUCUGUGGUGCUAUAGGAGGAAGUAUGCAGAUGAUAUGGAGAGUAUACCAUUCCAUAAGACUUUGGGUAUCUAUUACUGAUAGUCUUUUUAGGGUUCCGUAGCCAAAAUGGCAAAAACGGAACCCUUAUAGUUUCGUCAUGUCCGUCUGUCCGUCUGUCCGUCUGUCCGUCUGUCCGUCUGUCACAGCCGAUUUACUCGGAAACUAUAAGUACUACAGUGAUGAAAUUUGAUGGGAAUAUGUGUUGUAUGAACCGCUACAAAAAUAUGACACUAAAUAGUAAAAAAAAGAAUUGGGGGUGGGGCCCCCCAUACAUGUAACUGAGGGAUGAAAUUUUUUUUUUCGAUGUACAUACCCGUGUGGGGUAUCAAUGGAAAGGUCUUUUAAAAUGAUAUAAAGUUUUCUAAAAAACAUUUUUCUUAAAGUGAACGGUUUUUGAGAUAUCAGCUCUCAAAGUCGUAAAAAGUAUGCCCCCCCCCCUCUAUUUUUAUAACUACGGGGUAUAAAAUUCUAAAAAAAAUAGAGGUGAUGCAUGCUAAUUAACUCUUUCAACGAUUUUUGGUUUGAUCAAAGUAUCUCUUAUAGUUUUUGAGAUAGGUUGAUUUAACUGUAAUUUACGGAACCCUUCGUGCACGAGUCCGACUCGCACUUGGCCGGUUUUUUGGAUUAGAGUAAGGAUAAUAAUGUGCCUUGGAUGUGUGUAAUAAGUUAAUUUUUUGUCAGUUUUAUUUUUUUCCAAAAAUAGUGUAAUUUGUUUGGCUGGUCAUUUAAUCAUGCCCCAUUUGUACAUAAUACAUUAUAUUUUUUAUAAUGAUGGCAAGCCUUUUUGACCCUAUUUUCAAGUUGGUAAUCAGGCAAGAAAAUUGUGCUUAAAUAGAAUUAAACGUUGUACUUUAUGUUUAGUUUUUAAAUACCCGCCCAUUGGGCCUGAUACACACAAUAAUUUUGUAAUAAGUAUUAAAUAUUUACGAAUUACAUGUAAUGUAAU
This is a messenger RNA of Helicoverpa armigera (cotton bollworm), 2051 nucleotides long. RefSeq names its product queuosine 5'-phosphate N-glycosylase/hydrolase. NCBI's taxonomy places the organism in Eukaryota, Metazoa, Arthropoda, Insecta, Lepidoptera, Noctuidae. The transcript has 4 exons. Bases 140 to 1144 code for a protein of 334 amino acids. The record is from RefSeq and is a predicted model, not a curated record.